UCUAAAACAUGUAGCCAGUUUUUUAGUCCGCUUUACUUGCUUUGUAGAAAUGGACUUACCAGCGACAUAUUACGGCCAGCUCGACGGGAAAAAUCCUGUUCUUGUAGGCUUUAGACGAGAAAUUGAAUCAUUUUUGACGCUCAUGAAACAAAUGGACUCCAGCCGCGACCAUAGCGUGUGUGUUAAAGGGCUAAAAAUGCUCUUGGAUAUACAGAAAAAGUACAAACACCGACUACCAGACGAGUUUUACCAGGAGCAGAUGUUGCAAGUUGCAGAUAUUCUUUGUGGGCUCAAGCUCUACCAGCUGGCUCUGUGGCAGGGCUACAGUCUGUACCUGCUGCAGUUUAGUUCGGUGCAAAUAACUGACAUUACAGAUGUGGACCACUUCAAUGCCUGCUACUUCCCAGAAGGAUUUGGUCUGGAGCAACGCACAUUUACUAUGAAGACCCAUGCAAUGAUUGGUUGCACCAAGUGUAUCUUUGAGGAAGAGAAAAAGUGCAGCACCCUCAGCCAGAAGGGACUCUGUAAACUACUGAAAUUGCUGAACUUCAUUAGGAUCCUGAUGCAGGCAUUUCAGCAGCAUGAACACCUCUUCUGGCAGAUCUAUAAUGGUUCAUUGUUUAUCUACAACAUCUGCCGUUACUUGAUGACUAUGAAUUACAGUGAGCAGGCACUGGAGUACCUUCUGUGGGCGAGUAUCAGUUUGGAGCUGUCCGUCCCUUUGAUGACAGCCAGAUAUCUGCCACUGAUUACAGCGCUCUACUGUUCUGUCUGCCAGUGUUACUAUGACAACCAGGCUAAAGAGCAGGCAGAGGAAUUUGCUAACAGAGCCCUUGGAAAAAUAAAUGAGCUGGCUAAGCUGGAAACACCGACUGACGCCACCAACAAAGAAGCUCAGAAAGCUUACAGAGAAGCUUCUGUGAAGCUUGGUGCUUUGGUGUUCAAGCGGGCGGUCUUUAACAGCAGAGGAGAACCUAAAGUCGCACUAAGAGGCAAAACCAUACGCUCCCUUAAAGACAUCCCCAAUGCCCCGUGGCCUCGUACCCUAACAGAGACGAUGCUGAUUAGCCAGUUUGACUGCACUGCAGGACAAUUUUUGGCCAUUUUGGAGGCACUUUGGGACAGCAGCACACGUCCGCUGCACAUAAUGGUGCCAGAUAAUGCAGAAACACAAACUGUGGUCCUUGGGCUCCUGUCUGCAGGCAUGAGCAUCUUAUCUGGAGUCAAAAGUACCGGUAAACAAUCUGAUGAUAAACAAUGCCUAUCUCCUAACAUACUGACAUCCGCUUCCACUCUAAUCGAUUUGGCAAUUAAAGGUGAGAACCAAGUAUCGGUUAUGUCUGCAGUGAGAUUCAUCAAACUGUUGUUUAAUUACAAUCAGCCAGAAGCAUUCUCAGAACUCACCAAGGCGAUGCUACACCAUUUGUCUGGUUUGGAGGGUCAGCCUUUCAGAAAGGCAGAAGUUGAUCUCAACUUACUGCACUGUUUCAAAAACCUGCUGUUUUCUCAAGGAGACAGUCCUAAAGAGGACAAAAAAGAUGACACAAGAGGAUCCUUUUCCUACAUGAGCAAUGAGUUUCUUGACUUGGUUGACACUUUGCGUUUGUCCACUUGUGGCUCUGACUCUGAACUGUGGCCAGACCCAGACCUCAGUUUUGAUGCUUUGGUAUUUCUGUGGAGCAAACUAAGAAUGAUGAUGCAAAUUCAUCACCUGGAAGCUCCAGAAUCUCAGCAUGAUCGCCAGAAAAUCGAUUCUUAUGGCAAGUGUCUGUGGUGUCUGUCGGUGCUGAGUGAGGUAGCCCUUACUUGUGAGCUGGCAAAUGUCGACUGCAUAAUGACGGCAGAGAUGCACCUGAUGUUGGGUAAACAGCUUGAGAAAGCAGCCAACCGUAUUAAUCAAACUGAGGAGUCAGCUGUUGGUGGAUAUGUUAAAGUGAAGCCACGGCCGUUUUCUCUCCUUGAGAGGUCGAACACAGACCUGCUAAAAAAGGUCUGUGAAGUGACAAAGAAGGCUCAAGAAGCCUUGUCAAAGGGUGUCUCUGCUCUGAUUCCCCUGGAUCACUCAGCCAUCACUGAUACUGCCUGCAUGCAGAAAUAUAUGUCCCCUCAUCCCUCGACUGUAUCUUCAACAACAACAUCAGAAGAAAAAAAUAGAACAGAUGAAAGCUCUUUCAAGGCAGAAGAAGAAAAGGAAACUAAGACAGAGUCUGAAAAUAAAGGCCAUCAAGACACAGAGUCCAAACGUUUGUUUAUUCUGGUGAAGGAUCUAUACCUUCAGCUGGAUAUCAUCUACGUCAAGGCUUCUCUCAAGUUACUGCAGCUUAAUGAAGUUACAGAGUCUGACCUGUUGGAUCGCAUCAAGAGGAACAAGGUGUCCAAAGCUCAUUUAAUGAUCCAGAGAGCAUCAGUGGAGCACAGCAGAGGGGGACCAAAUGAAAGCAGCAAAAUCAAAAGCCUGCUAGAGGAAGCCACCAUCCUGAUAGAAAAAGCUGAACUGGAGGAAAGAAAAAUAUACAUGGCCAACGUUAAGAAUCCCGGACGAAAGAAGGACAAAGCAGGACCUGGGGAAAACUCUCCAGCUCCUCCAAUUUUACUGUCACGAACAGACCACUCCUUUACCUUUGCUCCUGCGCCAUAUGACUUAGAAAGACAGGUGAGCUGGUACCACCUUUGUGGGCGUGCAGUCCAGGGGGUUAACCAGAAAGUCCGGCUUGGUGACUGCAGUAUACCAGGAACUGGGAUUUUGGUUCCAGUGGUUUCUGGUGAGUGUUUUCUUAUGGUAAAGGGCCUCCAGUCAAACCAGAAGUAUGUGUUUGCUGUAGCAGCCUAUGACAGCCAGGGAAAGCUACUGGGCGAUGCUAUAGGGGAUACAACAUUACCUAUAAUAGCAUGUAUGCCUGUCCCACUGCUUUGUACAUGGGCUUACUUGGCUCAGGUGGCUUUUCAAACAGAGCAGUAUGCUGUAUCUAAAAAAGCCUGCAGGAAGCUAUCGAGUCAUUACACAGAUCCAGACUGUUUAUCUAAAAGCGAACUAAACAGAUUUUCUUCCACUCGGCUUCAAAAGGAAAUACUGCAAAACUCCUCUCUUCACCUUUGCCAGAUGUUCUUGGCCUCCAUCUUCACUGAAACAGAGAUCAAUGUUCAGCAGGCCUCCCUCCACUGGGCUUCAUUCAGUAACAGUGGGCCAUUUAUCUGGGAACAGGAAGCCAAGAUAGCAGAGUGCGAGAGGAUGCUGUUGGCCAUUGACUUGGCGAUGUAUUUGAAUGAUGGCAGGACUGCUUUACGAGCUGUAGUUACUUGCUACAUGAUUUUGGCUCCUCUCAUCUACUAUCAAAUCUCUUGCGAUCCUGUGGUGCAAGUACUUAGAAAGUGUCUGGUGUUUUUGAAGGAGAAUUCAUCUCUUUUAAAGCAAAGAGGGACCGGAUACACUUCAGAGUCCAUUAUGCACAUGGUUGGCUGUAUCACUUACUACCUGUCAAAGGUUCAGUGUAAUGAUGGGCACAAUCUACUCCAGGAGCUCUUUAAAGCACAUUCUAAACCUAGCACACUUCCUUGGCAAGCUAAUAAAGCAGGGGCUCAAGCUGCAAACGAUGGUCUAAGGAAGAUACGCCACCAGAUCAAAGCACUGCAUGUGAAGAACAAAAAAAGCAUAGUCUCCGAGACAAAGCUUAACAAAGACACUGAUAUUUUAUCGACUACCGUUGAGGAUCCCACCCUACUGUAUGAACUGUUAUCCCGCUGUACACUACAGGAUAGCUACAACAAAGUCAUGAAGCUCACAGGGAAAACUUAUUUCCUUGAGUUUGCUGUACUACUUCUACAGAGGACCUUGGAAGAGGGUAGGGCAGACCUCGUGCUGAUCUGGGGACAAAACAUUCAUGAGGUUCUCUCCAGAAAACACAAGGAAAUGUUGGGACAAACCAAAAACCGUGUAAGGGGAAUCAGCAAUAGCAAAGGAGGAAGUAACUCACCGGCUACAAAGAUAAGAGAUUUGCCUCAGAACAUUUCCACAUAUGAACAUACGCAAAGGAAGCUAAAGACGAAAAUGCCACACAGCCUGCUAAAGAAUCUGAGAACUAACAGGGAGAUACUCAUUGUGGAAAAUUCACUGGCUAUGAUGUCUAAUAAAGUGUAUCGCCACAGAAGGCUGCUUAAGCUGAGGAACUUAACGGCCAAAGAGAGAGCAUGGAGAUCUUUCUCCAACUACUGCAUGGCUAUGGCACAUUUAGCACAGUUCUACCAGGGCCUGGAACUGAUGCAUGGAACACAGCUGGAGCAGAGGUACAGCCAGCUUGGUGCUCAGUGUUUAUCUUUCGCCUACUCCGGUAUCAUCAUGAGGAAGGAUUCUCUGCCGUCUUCUGAAAAUAAACUUGAAUUGAAGAAAAACUCUUGCCUUAGGGAGGAUAUACUGAAAGCAGGAAAACAAACGACACACAAGGAAGCUGUCAGAGACGAUGUGUCUAUUACGAAGGAAAUUAUUGGCGAGAGAGAGGGAUCCUUUAAAAGCCAGGACAAAUCCAUUGAGACAUCCACAAGCAAUUUUGGAUCACUGCUGGAUUCAGUUAAAAAUGCUGCUUUAUAUCUUCGCAGAGCAAUGGUGCUGGCCCACCGUGGAAGCCACUGGACAACUCUGCAGUAUGUGUGUCAGACUCUGUGGGACCAAAACAACACAUUUACCUCUAUGGUACAACAGGUUGCUUUGCAAGAAAAGCAACCACCGGUUUUAGCUGAUCAGCUGCAUGCCAUCUUCACCCCUAUUCUGGUGCUGGCCAUUGAUCUUAUGCUGGACAUGCUGGAUAAACUGCAGAUUUGGCGUUUGUAUGAUCUCGACUCUACUGUUGAAGAACUUGAAUCCUGUCUCCACUUCUCAGCCCCCCUCGAUGACUGCCUCCUGGUGGACUUACGCUGGGUUCGAACCUUGGUGUUCUACACUCUUGAGCAACUUUAUGACUGUGGAAAAUGGGAAACCUUGGCACACUUCGCCUUACUUUACAACUCGUACACACGGGAACGUUACGUCUUGAGCAUAGCUCCUCUUCUGGUCCACUCUCAGAGGAAGCUGCUUGAAAGAAUCGCUUCUUUUGGAGGACCGGCAGUCCCACAACCACACCACGUCAAGACACAGAAGGCCACUGGGGAGAAAAUAACCUACAGAAAUUAUGCAAGUUGCCAGUUGCUCAGUGGAUGGACUCAGUAUGUGUCACAGGAACAGCCCACUGCAAAAAAGGAUGCACUUUCCCUAAAAGCUUCAGAGAUGCAGCGCUCCAUGUCACUGGUCCGCGUUCCUCUGGACGUAGAGGAUACCCUGAGCUGUUAUCGCGAAGCCCUUGAUAAAAGCCUGCACUGUCUUCAAGUCCUCCAGCACAGUCGUUCACUAGUGGUGCAGCUUUUAGCAGGCUCACAACCCUCACAGUUUCCAAAUCAUCAAGACAGAAGUCUCAGCCUUUCACCAAGCCAGGCUACCUUCAGCCCUGCAGUUUUGCUCACUCCGAAUCUGCUACCGCAUGACCUGCAUGAGGAGGACUUUAGCACUCCAAGUGCCAUCUACCGCCAUCCCAUUAGUCUCAAGAGCAUACCAGUUGUUGCUGCUGCAUACUUAAACUCAAUCAAGGACCUCCACGCUAAUGGUCAUGACUCCCUUCAAAUUUUAGCUCUGCAUGAAAUGGGGAACCUACGAUUCUUUGCUGGAAACAUAAGUGCUGCACACUCCUGCUGGAGUAAAGCUGUAGACCGGGCCUUCCAGAGCUCUGGUGUCAUUCAGAAAUGGGACGGGGUUUCCUUUCAGAGCACCUCCUUGCAAGAUGCUGUAAAGCGAGCUGGUAUAUGGGGAUGUUUGCAAGGCGCUGUGCUCACUGCAAAGAUAGCACAGUUUGUUUUAACCUCUGAUAUCGGUGAGCGCACCAAUUGCUGUCUGCUGUCUGCUCAUUUCUUUAAGAGUGUGCUGGAUUGUUCCUUGGCUCACCCUCAAUCUAAUAUUCAGUAUGCCUCCUACACCUUUGGGGAUGAACUGUUUCCUGGCGUCAACCUUUUUUCUGAGCCCCACAGGCUUCAAAUUGACACCACAGUGACAAGUCUUCACUUUCUUUGCUAUUGGCUUUUUACCACAGGCUACUACUUAACGCUUCUACCCAUACUGGCUCUUUACAUCCACUUAGUGGGGCCUGUGUGCAGAGAUGUACAACGCACAGCUGAAGCCAAGAUUCUAAAGGUUCGAGCUCUCACAGAGUUGUGCAUGUUUACUGAAGCCAUCACAGAAGCUGUGCAGCUCUUUCAAGGAGCAGAUCUGAUGCUUCCAUCAGGACUCUACUUUCCCAAAAAAUAUCUACAACCUGUGAGAAAAUUCUGCAGCAACAAAUCUCUUCCUGAUAAUCUGGAGGCCUUGGAAGACCUUAUGAACUGUGACAUCACUUCAGAGGUCUGCAAAUUAUAUGGUCCGACUCUAUGCUCCAGGUUCCAACUGGCUCGUAUUCAGCUGAUCUUAGCUAUCACCAAGUCUGAACCUGGCAGCUCUGUGUCAGGUAGUGAAGAAAGUUGUGAUGACACCAAUAAUAAAGAAGUGGAUAGAGAGUGUGAUGAGCAGGAGAAACGAGAGAGAGAGGGAUCCAGCCCAAAAGCAGAGAUCUUUCUUUGUAAUGAGAAAGAGAAGCUAUCUCCAGAAAGUAUCCAAUGUCUUUUAUUGGAAGGAGCCUCCACCUUGUUGUCCUCUGCUAUGCAGCAGUUCACUUCUCAUCACUGCAGUGAGGCCGAGAACCUGGAGCUGACUUUGGAGUUUAACCUUCUUAAAGCCAACCUCUUCCUGCAGCAAGGAAACUUUGCACUUAGCUCUGAGAUUGCAGUUUCCUCUUUGGUGUUGCUGCAGACAUCUCCAGUCAUUGUGAGACCAUCCCCUCCUGGGAGUGAGCAGGACGCCAAAGACUGCAGUGUGUCAAAGAUCCUGGAUGAAGACAGUCCCAGGGCUGUUGAAGCUCGUGAGAGAACAGGAGCUUUGCUUUGGCUGCGCUGCCGGCUGGCUCUGAUCCACAGCCUGACUGCUAGCCUCCCUAGCAUGGCAACUCUUUUUCCAGGUAAGAACAUUAAUGAAGACCUAGCUGUACUGAUACAGGAGGGAGUGGAUGAAUGUGUUCAAUGGGGAGACCGAGAUAUCCAAGCACAGUUGAUGGUGCAAGCUGCAGAAUUGGAAGCACAGAUAGGAAGGACAGAUGAGAGCAUGGCGACAUUGCAGAAAGCGGUGAAUUUGCUGUUAGAACGAGCCUGUAUGCCACCUUGGUCUGUUCUGACUCUGGCUCAAGCCACUUUGCUGUUCAGUGACCUAAAAAAUAAUAGGAGUUCAACACUUCUCCAGCUGACAAGGAAACUCCUGGAAAAACAGCUUUUCCUUUUGGGUCAAAAUUUAACAUCAAUUGAUGGAAAUAUGAAAUUCUCUCCACCUGGACCAAGAAAUAUCUACCUUCCUUUCCUCAGCAUGCUGAACAGAAUCAAUGGGCAAAUUGGUGGUCCUGUACCUUGAAAGCAACUGUCCAGCCAUCACUAUUCACUCCUAGGAAGAGUUUUCACUGGUCCAACAAAACAGGAACAAAUUCUCAAGCAGUUUCCACUCUGAGCAAUAGCAUCUUAUUAAUAGCAUGAUUUCCACUAGAUUUCUUGUCAAUUGAAGAAGCAGGAAGUAUUUGCUUGGCAGUAGAAGUUAAACAGUAUUUUAUCAUAGCAUUAGUUUAGUACUGAAUUGCCACAAUACAGUUAUAUUUUGAACGUUGUUUCUUGUAUGCUGGAACAUUUAAGAGAAAAUAAAAGCCAUAAUAAAGAAAUUUAAACUGUAACCAUUCUUAUAUGAAGUCUUUACAAUUUUUUGCAAG
Messenger RNA from Cyprinodon tularosa, 7853 nucleotides. RefSeq names its product cilia- and flagella-associated protein 54-like. Bases 50 to 7507 code for a protein of 2485 amino acids. Gene Ontology annotation, biological process: cilium assembly. NCBI's taxonomy places the organism in Eukaryota, Metazoa, Chordata, Actinopteri, Cyprinodontiformes, Cyprinodontidae. The record is from RefSeq and is a predicted model, not a curated record. The transcript has 57 exons.